AGAAUCCUCCACCGGCCCCCUUACAGUGGGAGCCCCGGAAUCUCGCUGCUGCGGCCAGGAAUGUCUAGAUUUCGGACACAAAUUUCCUCAUUCGGCCUUCGUCUUCCACCAUGAUUUGGGAUAUAAUAUUUCUGGGAUGUAAUGUUUACACGGACAGCAGUAUAUAGACGACAUUAUUGAACAAUCUCCUGCUUCAUGUUGUUUGGAUAUCAUGGCUCCGUCUGCUAUCUACGAGCCUGUGGCUCAGAAGCAGCUUCUCAAAGUCGAAAAUGCGCCAACGACCUACCGCAAUGAUAGUGUGAAGAAGCCAGUCGCUGAUGACUACAUGUACGCCUUCAAGUACAAUUUUCCACUGCCAACUCAUGGGGAUGAUUCAGAGGUGCUCGAUUUCACGGAAGACGACCAGAAGAAUCGACGUGAGAUCGCGGACCAGUUUAUAAAAGAAUUGGAACAGGUAGUUCAGAGCCGUGACUCCAAAGCAUUUGCAGAUCUGUUUCUGUAUAAUGGGGUUUGGAGGGACAAGGUCGCUUUCACUUGGGAUUACCGAUCUUUCAACACUCCGAAGAAGAUCGAAGAGGCUGCUUCUGAUCUCUUCCCUCGUGUUCCUACACGCAACUACAACAUAAUCGACCCGGCUCCAUCAAUCCAACGGCCGUACUCAGAUAUUGCUUGGCUUCAAAUCGUAUACACCUUUGAGACUGACCUUGUUGGUGCGAGUGGCGUCAUGAAUCUUGUCAAAACCAGAGAUGGCUUCAAGAUCUGGACGUUGCAUACUGCUAUCGAAAGCUUGAACGGUCAUCCGGAGGUGCCCGACAGGGAUGGUCACAUGAUCGGGGAUAAGUCCUGGCACAAUCAGAGAAUCGAGGACGACAACCUGGAGGGCGUCGAACCUGAAGUCAUCGUGGUUGGUGGUGGUCACUGCGGUCUUCACGCUGCUGCUCGGCUAAAAGCUCUUGGUGUCAGCGCCCUCAUCGUCGAGCGCAACCCUCGCAUCGGUGACAACUGGCGAAACAGAUACGAAUACCUCUCUCUUCACCUUCCUCAUUGGGCUGAUCACUUUCCCUACUUGCCCUACCCGGAACAUUGGCCAACAUACACUCCAGCCGGUAAAAUGGGUGACUGGCUAGAGUGGUAUGCAAGUGCCAUGGAACUGACCGCCUGGACUGACUCAAGCGUUGUUUCUGCCUCGGAGAAGCAGACGGGUGAUUGGGAACUCACCGUGCAACGUGGAUCCAAGGAAGGCAAUUAUACUCGAACCUUUCAUCCCAAGCAAGUCAUCGUGGCCACGUCGCUCGCGGGUGUGCCAUUCACGCCGGAUAUCCCUGGAAUGGACAAGUUCAAGGGCACUGUCAGGCACUCCACUAAGCACGACUCAGCUCGCGAGUGGGUCGGCAAGAAGGUCCUUGUUGUAGGAACCUCCUCCUCUGGCUUCGACACCGCAUACGACUUUGCACGUCGCAACAUUGACGUCACGCUUCUUCAAAGAUCGCCUACAUACCUCAUGUCUCUGGAACAAUCUGUCCCAAGGAUACUCGCUCCCCUCUACGAGCCAAAAGACCACAAAAGACCAGACUUGGACACCGCCGACCGCUUGAAUUACAGCAUGCCUGUUGGUCCUGCCGAAGAGCUGAACCGUCGAACGGCUCGAGAUAUCUGGAAUGCCGACGUUGAAUUGAUUGCCAAGAUGGAACAAUCAGGCUUCAAAGUUUGGAGAGGUCAACGUGACACUGGUUCCCAUACCUUGGGGUACACCAAGAAUGGUGGUUUCUAUUUCGACGCCGGUGCCUGCAAGGCCAUCAUUGACGGUAGAAUCAAGAUCGAACAAGGUUACCCGAUCCGGUUUACCGAAGACAGCAUCGUCCUGGACGGUGGCCGAGAGCAGGAAUAUGACCUUGUGGUUAUGGCUACUGGCUUCUCCAACACCAUCGACUCGGUCCGCAACAUUCUCGGUGACGAGAUCGCCGAUCGAUGCAAUCCAAUCUGGGGUAUGGAUGAAGAGGGUGAGCUCAACUCGGCGUGGAGGACAAGCGGUGUGCCUGGCCUGUGGCUCAUGGUUGGCACUCUACAGGCUGGUCGUUAUCAUUCAAAGAAGUUGGCUCUCAGGAUUAAAGCUAUCCUAGAGGGAAUCGCCCCUGAACCCUACAUGAAAUAGGGGGGAAAGCCUUACUUAAAAUAGACCAAAUUAGAUUUCUUUGGCUGGCGUUGAGGCUUGAAAAUCAUCUGCCCAAGAAUCUUCAUCUGUCACUUCAAAUUCCCAUUAAUCCUGGUUCUGGUUGUAUUGCUGCAUCGAAACAUAGCUCCCAAAAAUUCCACACUUGCGGUUCUGCCAACCUGACGGCAUUCUCAGAUUUUUUGUGAUCGGUAUUCAGUCAGUCGUUGCGGUGAGCUUUUCACAACAGCCAUCUCGGCCUUCAACUCAAUGGCCUGCAAAGGCAAUUUGGGACCGGUCAACGUUUGAUCUUCAGGUAGACUUGUGAUCAAUACGUUGGCCUUAUCGAUAGAGAUAGAGAGACG
Exophiala viscosa is the source of this 2514-nucleotide messenger RNA. Its product is annotated as putative monooxygenase protein. The transcript has 4 exons. Gene Ontology annotation, molecular function: flavin adenine dinucleotide binding; monooxygenase activity. Bases 212 to 2152 code for a protein of 646 amino acids. Lineage: Eukaryota; Fungi; Ascomycota; Eurotiomycetes; Chaetothyriales; Herpotrichiellaceae. The record is from RefSeq and is a predicted model, not a curated record.